Calliphora vicina (urban bluebottle blowfly) is the source of this 1141-nucleotide messenger RNA. RefSeq names its product chronophin. The transcript is spliced from 5 exons. The record is from RefSeq and is a predicted model, not a curated record. Gene Ontology annotation, molecular function: phosphatase activity. Lineage: Eukaryota; Metazoa; Arthropoda; Insecta; Diptera; Calliphoridae. The coding region runs from base 76 to 1041 and encodes 321 amino acids.
AGAACAGUUUAAUAAAAAUUCUUAACGCCAAAUUAAAAAUAGAGUAUUAAAAUAAAAGAAAAAAAGAAUAUUUAUAUGUUAACAUUGUUUAAAACUUAUUUGAAAAUUAAUAAAACAAUGACACCCAAAAAUAUUUUGAAACUAACAAGUGAUGAAAAACGAAAAUUUUUGGAUUCCUUUGACCAUGUGUUCUCCGAUAUUGAUGGUGUUGUUUGGAAUAUGUCACAUAACAUUGAAGGCUCGGCCGAUGGAUAUAAAGAGCUUCGACAGGCAGGUAAACACUUAACAUUCAUUACAAACAACAGUGUCAGAGCAGAAGAGCUUUGCAUACAAAAAUUACGUAAAAAUAAUAUUGAAAUUGAAGCUGACAACGUCAUGCAUCCUGCCAAAAGUAUAGUUGAAUACUUGAAUAGCAUUAAGUUCGAGGGUCUAAUUUAUGUUUUAGCAUCAGAAGAAUUUAAAAAUGUGUUAAGACGAGCUGGCUACAAAAUAUUGGAUGGGCCCAAUGUAAUUGUUAAGGAAUCCUUUACCGAAGCCAUGGCUCAUGUUGUGGAUCGUCAGCCUGUCAAAGCUGUUGUUAUAGAUUUCGAUUUUAAUUUGUCUUUUCUCAAAAUCAUGAAGGCCAAUUUCUACUUACGCCAACCCGAUUGUCUGCUUAUAGGAGGAGCCACUGAUUUUCUAUUGCCAGUUAGUAAAGAUUUAUCGGUUAUGGGCCCGGGACCAUUUGUCAAGAUGUUGGAGCAAAUUAGUCGCAAGAAAAUGUUGACAUUUGGUAAACCCGGCAAAGCAUUAGCUGAAGUGUUGAUGCAACGUUGCCAUAUACCAACGCCAGAUCGUGUGCUUAUGAUUGGUGAUAUGUUGGAACAAGAUGUACGUUUUGCCACCUCCUGUGGUUUUCAGUCCAUGUUAGUGCUCAGCGGUGGCUGUUCCUAUGAAGAGUUAAUGACUGAAACAGAUACAAAUCUCAUACCUAACUAUUAUGCCCAAAGUGUGGCAGAUUUUGUGGAAUUUAUGAAGGAUCUGAAUAAAUGUAAUGUUUAAGUUAUGAUUGUAUUUUGUAGUAUUUAAUGCUUUUUAUAAGUAAUAGUAAAUUAUUUCGUUUUUUUUGUAAAUAAAUUUUAACUAAAUUAAAUCAUUUAAA